AUGACAAAAAGGUAUGGGGGUAAGAGACGUGUCAAUUCUGAAUCAAACUCUGAAGCUCAUUGCAAAAUCCUUAAAGAAGAGAAAUCAUAUAAAUGCUUAGAGCAUGGAAAGACAUUCAGUCAAAGCAGCGCCCUUAUCCAUCAUCUAGUGACUCACAUUGCAGAAAAGCCAUAUAGCUGCUUGGAGUGUGGAAAAAGCUUUGCAAAGUCUUCAUGUCUCAGCAGACAUCAAAGCUGUCACAUACAGGAGAAACCAUAUAAGUGUUUGGAGUGUGGAAAGAGCUUCAAACGACGUGCCACCCUUCUUCGUCAUCGAGGAACUCACACAGCAGAAAAGCCGUAUGAAUGCAUGAAGUGCGGAAAGAGAUUCAGGCAAAGCAGCGGCCUCAGCCAGCACCAAGUAACUCACACAGCAGAAAAGCCGUAUAAAUGCUUGGAGUGUGGAAAGAGCUUUUCAGGCAGUUCAUACCUCAGCAGACAUCAGAGCAGUCACACACAAGAGAAACCAUAUAAAUGUUUGGAGUGUGGAAAGCGGUACAAUCAACAGAGCAGCCUCAUUCGACAUCGAGAAACUCACAUGGCAGAAAAGCCAUACACCUGCUUGGAGUGUGGGAAGAGCUUCAGUCAAAAUAUAGAACUCUUUAGACAUCGAGGAAAUCAUGUGGCAGAAAAGCCAUAUAAAUGCUUGGGUUGUGGGAAGAGCUUUAUUUCAAGUUCAUGCCUUAGUAGACAUCAGAGAAUUCACACACAGGAGAAGCCAUACAAAUGCCUGGAGUGUGGACAGAGCUUAAGUCGAAAGGCAAACCUCAUUGCUCACCAAAGAACUCACACGGGGGAGAAACCAUAUCAGUGUUUGCAGUGCGGAAAGCGCUUCACUAUAAAAUCAAACCUCAAUACCCAUCAAAGAACUCACACAAAAGAAAAACCCUACCAGUGCUUGCAAUGUGGGAAGAGCUUCCCCUCCAAGAAUGGUCUCACUCGACAUAUAAUUUCCCACACAGGAGAGAAGCCGUAUCAAUGCUUGGAGUGUGGAAAGUGUUUUGGUUCAGGUGAAAUCCUAAUUAGUCAUCAAAGAACUCACACAGAAGAAAGACCAUAUAAAUGCUUGGAGUGUGGAAGGAGCUUUAACAGAA
Molecule: messenger RNA, 1132 nt
Organism: Sceloporus undulatus (fence lizard)
Lineage: Eukaryota; Metazoa; Chordata; Lepidosauria; Squamata; Phrynosomatidae
Product: zinc finger and SCAN domain-containing protein 2-like
Exons: 1
Biological process (GO): regulation of transcription by RNA polymerase II
Molecular function (GO): RNA polymerase II cis-regulatory region sequence-specific DNA binding; DNA-binding transcription factor activity, RNA polymerase II-specific
Source: RefSeq, a predicted model, not a curated record